UCCCUAUCCAUCACACAGUUGUGAUUCAGUUUUCUUUAUUGUUCUUCGUCUUCUGAAAAUUUUCUUUGAAAUUCCAGCUUUUGACUACAAUGUCAGGAAGGGGAAAGGGAGGUAAGGGGCUCGGAAAGGGAGGAGCCAAGAGGCAUAGGAAGGUCUUAAGGGACAACAUUCAGGGCAUUACCAAGCCUGCGAUUCGCCGUCUGGCUCGUAGGGGAGGUGUGAAGAGAAUCAGCGGUUUGAUCUACGAAGAAACCCGAGGCGUAUUGAAGAUCUUCUUGGAGAACGUGAUUCGUGAUGCCGUGACAUACACUGAACACGCCAGAAGGAAGACUGUUACCGCCAUGGAUGUUGUUUAUGCCUUGAAAAGGCAAGGCAGGACUCUCUAUGGUUUUGGAGGUUAAGCUUAGUACACUUUUGUAUUUUAGGCUUUGCAGUAUUAUGCUUAUUAUGGUAGAAUCAUGGAUCUUGGCUAUAGAUCCACUGCCUUAAUGUAAUUGCUUCAGUUCGUUGUUGAUGUUACUGUGAUUCUAAAUAUUUGAAAUGCUCUCAAAGGAUUUCAAUCAA
Gossypium raimondii (Peruvian cotton) is the source of this 564-nucleotide messenger RNA. RefSeq names its product histone H4. The coding region runs from base 90 to 401 and encodes 103 amino acids. Gene Ontology annotation, biological process: nucleosome assembly. Lineage: Eukaryota; Viridiplantae; Streptophyta; Magnoliopsida; Malvales; Malvaceae. Gene Ontology annotation, cellular component: nucleosome. The record is from RefSeq and is a predicted model, not a curated record. Gene Ontology annotation, molecular function: DNA binding; protein heterodimerization activity; structural constituent of chromatin. The transcript has a single exon.